UUGUACUUUUGACAUCUCAACUACUAAUACUUUUGGAUGUUCUAAGCAAUAGGCUUUAUUUGAUUAUUAUUAAUAUUAUUAUUUAUGACACAACUGCUUUGUAUCACACCCAUUUCACAGAACUCCAGAAAGCAAUGGCCACGUUGAUUACAGUCUUUUACAAAUACUCAGGAAAGGAGAGAGACAAACUUACCCUGAGCAAAGGCGAGCUGAGGGACCUGCUUAGUUCAGAGAUGGGCAACAUCUUAGGGAAAUCUCAGGACAAGCCAGCUCUGGACAAGAUAUUUAAGGAUCUGGAUGCAAAUAAAGAUGGCACUGUGGACUUUCAGGAGUACAUCACCUUGGUUGCCUGCAUCACUAUGUUUUGCAAUGAAUUUUUCCAAAAAUAAAA
Messenger RNA from Labeo rohita (rohu), 391 nucleotides. Its product is annotated as ictacalcin-like. Gene Ontology annotation, molecular function: calcium ion binding; transition metal ion binding. The record is from RefSeq and is a predicted model, not a curated record. The coding region runs from base 135 to 389 and encodes 84 amino acids. NCBI's taxonomy places the organism in Eukaryota, Metazoa, Chordata, Actinopteri, Cypriniformes, Cyprinidae. The transcript has 2 exons.